AGCAGCUCACUGCUCCAAUAACAAGUGCUUCAAAACUGCAGACUCAGAGACAUCAGCUGUACCUGAUGAAGGACGGAGAGAGCAACGGAGGACGGGGAGUGGUCGUCGGAUUUCUUAAAGUCGGCUACAAGAAGUUGUUCCUGCUGGACAGACAGGGGGCGCACAUAGAGGCCGAGCCGCUGUGUGUGUUGGAUUUCUUCAUAUCAGAGAAUGUGCAGAGACACGGCUACGGGCUGGAGCUCUUUGACUUCAUGCUGCAGCAUAAGAGUUUAGAGCCGACCCUGAUGGCGUACGACCGGCCCUCGCCUAAACUCCUGUCCUUCCUGGCGAAACAUCACUGUCUGACUCAGAGUGUUCCUCAGGUGAAUAACUUUGUGGUGUUUGAAGGAUUCUUCCAGAACAGAUCAGGCUCUGUCUGCGCUCCUCUGACGGAUCAGGGCAUGUACGGAUAUUUCGGCCCAGUUGAGAAAGGUUCCCCUCAGAAAGCCGGACGGAGAUAUCAAACCCUACUCUGUGAUGGAGAGAGAAGCGGUGCGACGAGAGCAGAGGGUUCCUCCGUGGCCGUUUGUUCCGCCUCACUCCCCCCAGCGAUCGGUAUCCUCCCAGUACUCCCCGCCCCUCAGCGUGAGCUCUUCCCCCAGCAGGGCCUCCACUCGAGCCGCUCCGCUGUCUGCCCAUCAGUCCCCCCUCCUCGAGCGCUGCAGGGCAAGACGCACCAGGGUCUGGUAGCGAGACGCAGCCUGUACAGUCGACACCUGGACAUUAGAGCUGCCGGUCUGCAGGACACACACCUGACAGGUGUGAGAGCUGUGGAGGAUCAGUCACAGGCAGCCGGACACACAGACACACACAGGUUGGCCACGAUUCACACUCCUAUAACCAGGUCCCGCCUCCUCUUGCCUCCUCCUCAGUCUGCGUCCAUCACAGAGGACGUCUCAGACACACAGCCGGGUCCAUCUGAUGAAGAGGAGGACGGGAUUAAGGACAGAGAUCAGCAUCCAGGAGGAGCAGCAGGAGACUUGUUGUCCAGUCAGAGAUGUCCCUCACAGGACAGAGACAGAGGAGUGUGGUCGUGGACCGUAGGAGAGAAUUGUUUCAGCGCUCAGUGGGUCAAACAGAGGCAGGAGCGGAGGAGCACGCGGCCGUGGUGACCAGAGAGAGAGAGACUGAUGAUGAGUGACAGGUGGUAACGUGUGAAGACUGAAAAAGAGACGGACUCUACCUUUAACCUGGACACAUGAAGUGACGGCUUCACUCUGCUGAAGAAGAAACAUUUCUUCCCCUUUCAGCUCACUCUAAAAACUGCAGGAAGUUCUCAGGAGUUUUGUGCUGAUGUGAAAGGACUAAUCAUGAUUUUUAAAAGGAGAUAAAUGACUCAUCAAACAUUUCUUGGUUUAUUUUAAAAUAAAAGUGAAACAGUA
Labrus bergylta (ballan wrasse) is the source of this 1421-nucleotide messenger RNA. The record is from RefSeq and is a predicted model, not a curated record. NCBI's taxonomy places the organism in Eukaryota, Metazoa, Chordata, Actinopteri, Labriformes, Labridae.